Molecule: messenger RNA, 1323 nt
Organism: Colius striatus (speckled mousebird)
Lineage: Eukaryota; Metazoa; Chordata; Aves; Coliiformes; Coliidae
Gene: GPR22
Product: G protein-coupled receptor 22
Exons: 1
Coding region: 22-1323 (433 amino acids)
Biological process (GO): G protein-coupled receptor signaling pathway
Cellular component (GO): membrane
Molecular function (GO): G protein-coupled receptor activity; peptide binding
Source: RefSeq, a predicted model, not a curated record
AAAAACAACUGCAACAAAAGAAUGUAUUUCUCCCCCCUUCUGGAAGUCAACAUGAAGUCUGAAUCUAACAUUACAGUUCGAGAUGCCAUUGACGACAUCGACACCAACAUGUACCGGCCACUGUCAUACCCAUUAAGCUUUCAAGUUUCUCUCACUGGAUUUUUGAUGUUAGAAAUUGUUUUGGGACUUGGCAGCAAUCUCACCGUACUGGUACUUUACUGUAUGAAAUCCAACUUAAUCAAUUCUGUCAGUAACAUAAUUACAAUGAACCUUCAUGUACUUGAUGUAAUAAUUUGUGUGGGAUGUAUUCCUCUAACUAUAGUUAUCCUUCUGCUUUCACUGGAGAGUAACACCGCUCUCAUCUGCUGCUUCCACGAGGCUUGUGUAUCUUUUGCAAGCGUUUCAACUGCAAUCAACGUCUUUGCUAUCACUCUGGACAGAUACGACAUCUCCGUAAAACCUGCCAAUCGAAUUCUGACCAUGGGAAGGGCUGUGAUAUUAAUGACAUCAAUAUGGAUAAUUUCACUUUUUUCCUUCCUGAUUCCUUUCAUUGAAGUCAACUUUUUCAGUCUUCGAAGUGCAAGUACUUGGGAGAAUAAGACACUUUUGUGCGUGAGCACAAACGAGUACCACACUGAGCUAGGAAUGUACUACCACCUCCUCGUUCAGAUUCCAAUCUUUUUCUUCACAGUUGUAGUAAUGCUAAUUACAUACACCAAAAUACUCCAGGCUCUAAACAUUCGGAUUGGUACAAGAUUUACAACGGGACAAAAGAAAAAAGCUAGAAAGAAAAAAACUAUUUCUUUGACCACUCAGCAUGAGACCACAGACAUGUCCCACAGCAGCGGAGGAAGAAACGUCGUCUUUGGCGUAAGGACUUCUGUGUCUGUCAUAAUUGCUCUACGCCGAGCUGUAAAACGGCAUCGGGAGCGACGAGAACGGCAAAAGAGAGUCUUCAGAAUGUCCCUCUUGAUUAUCUCAACAUUCCUUCUCUGCUGGACACCCAUCUCUGUUUUAAACACCACCAUCUUAUGUUUGGGCCCAAGUGACCUUUUGGUAAAGUUGCGAUUAUGUUUUCUAGUAAUGGCAUAUGGAACAACUAUAUUUCACCCUCUACUUUAUGCAUUCACAAGGCAAAAGUUUCAGAAAGUUCUGAAAAGUAAGAUGAAAAAGCGAGUUGUUUCAAUAGUGGAAGCAGAUCCCAUGCCAAAUAACGCUGUAAUACACAACUCAUGGAUAGAGCCUAAAAGGAACAAAAAGAUUACCUUCGAAGACAAUGAAGUAAGGCAGAAAUGUUUAGUACCUCAGGUUGUCACUGACUAG